This is a messenger RNA of Lottia gigantea (owl limpet), 177 nucleotides long. RefSeq lists its product as hypothetical. The transcript has a single exon. The annotation marks the transcript as partial. The record is from RefSeq and is a predicted model, not a curated record. NCBI's taxonomy places the organism in Eukaryota, Metazoa, Mollusca, Gastropoda, Lottiidae.
CCCCCCUAUUUGUACCUCCAGUCUUGGGAGAGGCUUGCAACUAUGACGCCUCCACAGAGUUACGGCUGGGAGAGGCUUGCAAAUAUAACAUCUCCACACAGUUACAUUUUGAAUUCAGCCUCGGCAGUCUACGCCUUAUAUGUGCCCCAGAUUCCGGGAGCUGGCUCCGCCAUUUAG